Messenger RNA from Symbiodinium pilosum, 1251 nucleotides. NCBI's taxonomy places the organism in Eukaryota, Dinophyceae, Suessiales, Symbiodiniaceae. The record is from the annotation of a GenBank genome assembly.
AUGGCAAGCCGGGGCUAUGGCACGCCCGGGCACGACGAGGAGGAGCUUGUCUUCAGCCAGUCACGCGGUCGUUCGCAGCAUGGCCCUGUGUACAGCCGCACCUGGAGCAAAGCCCGAGAGGACUUGGAGAGCUCCUUGAUGCGACUCUAUGGCCUGGAUAGCAACACAAACCAUGCCCUGAUCUUGCCUUCGGGCAUGGGAGCCAUCGGGGCGGUCAUGUCCUCUGUAGCCGCGAGUUGCAGCGGCCAGGAGUGGACUCUGGUAUACGGAGAUGAGCUGUACUGCGACGUGGCGCGCACCGUGCAGUAUGUGGCCGAAGCAAGCGGAGGCAAAAUCACCACCUGCCCAGUGGAGAUUCGAGAUACCCAGAGGCUCCGACGGCUUUUCACAGAAAAGGGUGCCGGCAUCCGGCUAUUCCACUUCGAGGCAUGCACAAACCCCAGCGGACAGAUCUUCGACUUUACGCUCCUCAAAGAGUUGAGAGCCCUUGCGCCACAGUGUGUCUUCGUGUGCGACAACACGUGGUUAUCUGGCGCCCUCUUCAACCCUUUCGAGCACGGAGCCGACAUCGUCUUAGAGAGCAUGACAAAGUACGUGUCAGCUGGCCGAUGUAUUGGUGGCUUUGUGGUCGGCGCCAGCUCCCUGAUAGCUCCAGUGCUUUCCUGGAUUACAGUCUUUGGCGUCUUUGUGGGUGCUGACCAUUGCCAAAUCUUCUUACAAGGCCUGCAGACCAUCAGCAAGAGGAUGGCAACCAUCUCAGCCACUGCGGAGGCCAUCGCCGUGCAUUUGGAAGCGCACCCUGCAGUCAACCGAGUCAUGUACCCGACACUGGCAUCUCACCCGACACAUGGCCUGGCUCAACGCUACCUCACACGUGGAGGUCCCGGCUGUAUUUGGUUCCACGUGGGUGCUGCAAAAAAAGCCGUCGUGAGUGUGCUCACUCGCGGCGCAGCCUGCCCUGAAUUUAAGACUUCCUUCGGUGCGGCCGACUCACGCGUCGAUCCCUGGCCGAAAUCUGCACUUUCGAAUGCCUGCGAGUGGCCACGCGGAGGAGCGCAGGGCCUCCAGGGCACCUGGCUGCGACUCGCUGUGGGCCAUGUUGAGACCAUGCAGGAGACACAGGCUGCUGUGGACACCCUGCUCGCGCAGCUGUGCCCCGGCGUCGACGUGGCCGCUGAGCCAGUUGCAAAGGCUCAGGUCUCUCCUCAGACAGAAGCGGCUGCCAGCAUGCGCUGGAAACGCAGAGCCUGA